AUGGUGGUGUGGCUGGCGGCGGCUUUGAGCUGCAGGUUCCCCAGGCUCACGAGGGGGUGGAGGAGACGCCGCGCCAGAGCCAGAGCCGAACGAUACCGACGCCCCGCGCCGCCGCUGCUACCGCUGAUCCCGCCGGGUCCGGCUCCGCGCCCGCCGCACGGUGCCCGUCAGCCGGGUCACGCCUCGCUCUACCCCGACACCCCCGCAGCGCCCGCCCCGCUCCCCGCCGCCCGUUGGCUCCGGAUCUGGGGGAGUGUGUGGUGCGGGGACACGGCGUGGCGGGUGCUUGGGUGCGACACUGCGUGCUCUGCGCGAUGCCGGCGCUCGGAGCCCCCGCGGGGCCCGGAGGGAGGGAGGGAGCAGGCGGACACCCCGGUGCCGUCCCGCCCCGCCGCCGCCCCUCGCCCGCCUCCUCCGCCCCUCUGCUUCCGGGUUGCGGCGGUACCGGGCUGUGCCCGGGGCGGCGGGGCUGUUGCCGAGCGACAGCGCCGGGGCCCGGGCCCGAGCCUGGCCGGGCUCGGCCGCUCGCCAGCGCCUCCCGCGGGCCCACGGCAACCGUGCGGCCCCGGAGCGUCUGAGCCCGGCCGGGAAACUGCCCCGGGCGGUGUAAAAACAGGUGCUGGAGCUGCGGAUGCCGGGCUGAGGUUUCCGGGAGCGGGGCUGAGCUGGUGUGUGCGGAGAAGGGCGAGAGAGCGGUUCCUUACAGUGAAAUCGUUCAUCUUAUCCCACUCGGUGAUGCGGGGAAGAACCCAGUUUACCUUUUAAAAAAUCAGCCUGAGUCCUCUUUGCAAAGCAUAUUUGAGCACUCAUAUUAGACCACCUAUUGAAGGGUUGUUGUCAUCUUUAUCUGAUUUCUUCGCUUUGCCCGGGUGAUGUGCCUUGGCAGCCCAAGCACAGUU
This is a messenger RNA of Motacilla alba alba, 899 nucleotides long. Its product is annotated as translation initiation factor IF-2-like. The transcript has 3 exons. NCBI's taxonomy places the organism in Eukaryota, Metazoa, Chordata, Aves, Passeriformes, Motacillidae. Bases 1 to 765 code for a protein of 254 amino acids. The record is from RefSeq and is a predicted model, not a curated record.